AAAAAAAAAAGUCUCCCUCGAUCAAGCAAAACAAAACCACACCAUAGCCACUCACCCAAUCUAAUAUCGCAUCUCGAUCUUCCAACUACCGACGACAAGAGCCUCUUUGACCUUAGAAGGCAAGCAACAUCAGCGUCAACACCAGCUACAAGCAGAUAAUUACACAGCGGUCCUGCACAGCGGUCCUCCCCACUACAAGGACAACGGCAUAUAACCACUCCACCAGCGGAUAAUCUCUUGCCAACCCACACGCUCGCUUCUCUGGCCGUCUAGUCAACGUUUACUCGCUUUGGCUGCCGCUCGAUCACAUGCAACGAGCUCAGUCUGCCGUGGAUUUUUCCAAUCUACUUAAUCCAACUUCGGCAGCAGGACAGGACAGCGACGCCGAGCAAGGCAGCGGAGCCAUGUCUACCGCUGCGGUUACCGUCAUCAAGCCCAAUGGGCCUAUCCCAGGAGCACAGUCAACGGAGGCUGCCAACGAGCUUCCUCGUCCCUACAAGUGCCCUCUUUGUGAAAAGGCCUUCCACCGUCUGGAGCACCAGACCAGGCACAUCCGCACUCACACGGGCGAGAAGCCCCAUGCCUGCCAGUUCCCUGGCUGCAGCAAGAAGUUCUCUCGUUCCGAUGAGUUGACCAGGCACUCGAGGAUACACAGCAACCCCAACUCCAGGCGCGGCAACAAGGGCCAGCAGCAGCACCAACAGCACCUUCACCACCAAGGCCUUCCUCACCACAUGCACGUCGAUGGCAUGAUGCCCCCUCCGGUGCCAAAGGCCAUCCGCUCUGCUCCCACCUCGACUCUGGUCUCGCCUAACGUCUCGCCUCCCCACUCUUACUCCUCGUUUGUCAUGCCCCAGACCCCCAUGGCUCACUACAACCGUGGCAACGAUAUCACAAUGCUGGCAAAGGCUGCAAACCAGAUCGAGCGGGAAACACUCUCUGGCGGCCCGUCUAACCACAACUCAAGGCAUCAUCCCUACUUCGGCCAGGGCUUGCCGAACUCUCGAGGCCACCCGCCUUCCCUUUCUUCGUACCACAUGGCGAGAUCUCACUCCAAUGACGAUGAUGAUCAUUACAGCAGCAUGAGGCACGCCAAGAGGUCGAGGCCUAACUCGCCCAACUCCACGGCUCCCUCUUCUCCCACCUUUUCCCACGACUCUCUGUCUCCCACCCCGGAUCACACUCCCAUCGCAACUCCCGCUCACUCCCCUCGACUCCGCCCCUUUUCGGGCUAUGAGCUGCCGAGUCUGAGAAACCUGUCUCUGCAGCACAACACGACUCCGGCGCUGGCCCCCAUGGAGCCCCACCUGGAUGCUCCCCAGUUCCCCCCUCAGCUGCAGGCAAACAACAACCGCAGCCCCGGCAUGUCGCUUACCGACAUCAUCAGCCGCCCCGACGGGAGCCAGAGGAAGCUCCCUGUUCCUCAGGUUCCCAAGGUGGCGGUGCAGGACCUCCUCUCAGACGGUGUAUUCCCUAACAGCGGCAGAAGUUCAACUGCAGGCAGUCUUGCAGGUGGCGACCUCAUGGAUCGGAUGUAGAGAAUCCCUUACUUUGGCGCCUCGAAUGACUUGAUGACUUUGGGCUAUAGAAGGAUAGAAAGAGACGGCGUUUAUGGCAUGGAAAUGGAAAUGGAAAUGGAAAGAGUCGUCCCUCGAAGGACUUGACACGGCUAUUUUUUUCUUCCCUUUUUUUGUUUUCUUUACUUGAUUUUUUUUUCAUUGCAGGGCAUGGAAUCCUACACAAGAUGGAUGGCCAAAGGAAAUAUAGACAUCACCACUUCCCCAACGGAUUACUGUUGACUACUACCUUUUUUUUUU
Messenger RNA from Trichoderma harzianum CBS 226.95, 1817 nucleotides. RefSeq lists its product as hypothetical. Gene Ontology annotation, cellular component: nucleus; cytoplasm. The record is from RefSeq and is a predicted model, not a curated record. Gene Ontology annotation, molecular function: RNA polymerase II cis-regulatory region sequence-specific DNA binding. Lineage: Eukaryota; Fungi; Ascomycota; Sordariomycetes; Hypocreales; Hypocreaceae. The transcript has a single exon. Bases 309 to 1538 code for a protein of 409 amino acids.